Uloborus diversus is the source of this 1812-nucleotide messenger RNA. Its product is annotated as condensin-2 complex subunit G2-like. The coding region runs from base 109 to 1812 and encodes 567 amino acids. Gene Ontology annotation, biological process: mitotic sister chromatid segregation. NCBI's taxonomy places the organism in Eukaryota, Metazoa, Arthropoda, Arachnida, Araneae, Uloboridae. The record is from RefSeq and is a predicted model, not a curated record. The transcript is spliced from 16 exons. Gene Ontology annotation, cellular component: nucleus; condensin complex.
CGCGCCGCGAUGUAGUUGAAAGAAUUUUUAAAUAAUAUUAAUACUGUUUGAUUUUAAUUUUUUAACUUUUUGUAUCUGUAUUUUACGACGACCACUUAUCUUUUAACAAUGAAGAUGAAAGCUGACGCAAAGAAAUUAUUUGAUGCAUUUGAAACUCAAGACUUUUCAACACUGAUUGACUUGUCCGCUCAAAAUAAAUCCAAAAAAGUUCCUUUUACAUUUAAUGCUACUUUGAAGACACUAAAGGAAGAAGAAUUAGAACGUCUUUGGAAGCUGAUAACAGAUGUGGUUAUUGCACUGUCUGAUUCUGCCUUUGAAACUAACCAAGACACGCACCAUGACCCUCCUCCUGACGAAGAAGUUGAUACAACUCGACAAGUCAUUGUAGCUGCUUUAGAUAUUGUUUCAGUUGCAUUUGAACUGGAGUACCCAAUUUCAAAUUCUUUACUACAUUUAGCCAUAUAUUUAAAUGGCAUCAUAUUUCAGAUCCCAAAUCAUUUUGAAGGGUUGAAAAAUAGUAUUGCUCAGUUUUGUGAGAAAGUUUAUCAUCAUACUCAUUUGAAAGAAAGAAGUCAGUACUUCCUGUAUAAUACUAUUGCAUAUUUGCUGAUUCGCUCACUAAAUUCAAAAGCAACAAAAACUGACGUGAAAAGGGUUUGUGCACUGCGAACAAUAUUUCCGACGGUGUUGGCUAUGAAUGAAGUUGAUAAAAAAGAAAUUGUCAAUCUUUUGAAGAAGUGUGCUGUCAACAAAUUGUACCUUCAGAUGCCUGAAGGAAUGAAAGUGAUAUCUCUCUCAUUGACCUUAGAUGUAAUGUAUAUUAUUGAAAUUCAUGCUGCAAUCAAGUCCCGCUUAACUUCUUGUACUGCAAAAAUGGCCACAUCAUUUGGAAAAAUAUAUUUUAAUGCAUGGUCUUUUGCUGUGAAAAGUAACGCUGAAGAUUUAAAAAAUGUUUUGGAAAUCAGUUGCAUAGAAGAUCUUGUGUUGCUGGGCGUCAAUGCAAAGCACAACAAGACCUUACUAACAAAUGUUCGAAAGUUGAUGAACCAAAUACAUUUACAUAAAAAGGAAACUUAUGUCACCUUCAUGCUUUAUAAUUUGUAUCAACCGUUGCUUUGGCGAUACUUGAGAAACUACGAUCCUAGAACUCGUGCAAAUGCUACCCAGUUAUUUCUUGAUGUUUUUCCAAUUGCCAAUCCUGACAUGGGUGUUGUUGCAACUGAUCUUCAUUUAAAUGAACAACUGCUCAUGAUCAAGGACCUUUUGAUUGAUGAAGUUGCUGAUGUUCGUGUUGUAACUGUUAUUGGACUUUGCAUUGCAAUGAGUGUGAAUUGGGAAUUAUUUCCUGAAGAGAUUUUGAAGACUUACUUUAAGAUUAUUAUUGAAGACCUUUGCUAUGAUUCCUCUUCAGCUGAGGUUAGAUGUGCAGUUGCUAAGGGCAUUAAAGUUCUUAUGGAAAAUCCUUUAACAUAUCCUACUUUGCAACGGAUUUUGCCGAAAUUUCAUGGCUUAUUUCAUGAUGUGUCAGAUACUGUACGUGUCGCUUUCUGCCAAGUUCUGAUGCGUGUGAAACGAAUUUCUUCCAUAAAGUAUUUCAACAUUGUUGAACCAGAUCACCUCUUAAUACGUUUAGAAGAUGACUGCCAUGCUGUUUCCAAAGCAAUUGUAAAUUUACUUAGCAACAGUUACUUUCCCAAAAAUACUGAAUUUGAUGAAUGCAUGUUUAGCCUGGUCAAUACUACCAUUAAAUCACAUAUUAUCAAUUUCUUAGCUAUCAAGGCUCAGGCCAUUGUUUUAAUUUGUUAUGGAUGA